This is a messenger RNA of Nymphaea colorata (pocket water lily), 708 nucleotides long. RefSeq lists its product as uncharacterized. Lineage: Eukaryota; Viridiplantae; Streptophyta; Magnoliopsida; Nymphaeales; Nymphaeaceae. The record is from RefSeq and is a predicted model, not a curated record. Gene Ontology annotation, biological process: peptidyl-serine phosphorylation; intracellular signal transduction. Gene Ontology annotation, molecular function: protein serine/threonine kinase activity; ATP binding.
AUGAAACAAAUGCAAAAAGUUAAAAUCAUCUCCAAAAGAUUCAACUCAGUGAUGAACUAAAGGGAAUUACUCGUCAGAUUGAAACACCCUUCUGGUAACAUGGUCAGCUCCUUCCAAGAUCGCGAGUAUCUUUACCUGGUGAUGGACUAUUGCAAUCGAGGAGACAUGCGAUACCACUUGGGCAACCACCGUGUCUUCAGUGAAGCCUAAUCUCGGUUUUUCAUCGCGUGUAUUGUCGUCUGCUUGGAGUAUAUGCACUCCAGAAGGAUCAUCCACCGCGAUCUGAAGCCCGAGAACCUUGUCUUCGAUGAGAAGGGAUAUGUGCGGGUCACUGACCUUGGAGUCUCCAGAGAGGUAAAAGCUAAUAAUGCUGACGAUACCAGCGGAACGCCAGGUUAUAUGGCCCCUUAGGUCAUUUGCAAGAUGAACCAUUCAUACGGCGUGGACUUUUUUGCCCUUGGAGUCAUGGCUUUUGAGUUUAUGACUGGCAAGCGACCCUAUUUGGGAGCCAACCGUAAAGAGAUCAGAGAGAAAAUACUUGCAAAGCAGGUGCAACUUGAUGAAUCUCCGUACGGAUGGAGCAAAGAGAGCGUGGACUUCAUCAACCGUCUGAUCCAAAGGAAGGCAUAGAAUCGUUUAGGUUUCAACGGCAUCGAAUAGGUGAAAUAUCAUCCAUUCCUUGCGAAGAUAGACUGGACUCUCCUAUAG